This is a messenger RNA of Rosa chinensis, 571 nucleotides long. Its product is annotated as SKP1-like protein 1A. Gene Ontology annotation, cellular component: nucleus; cytoplasm. Gene Ontology annotation, biological process: SCF-dependent proteasomal ubiquitin-dependent protein catabolic process. The coding region runs from base 89 to 571 and encodes 160 amino acids. The record is from RefSeq and is a predicted model, not a curated record. Lineage: Eukaryota; Viridiplantae; Streptophyta; Magnoliopsida; Rosales; Rosaceae. Gene Ontology annotation, molecular function: cullin family protein binding. The transcript has a single exon.
GCUUACUCUCAUCUCAAUUCUCAAAUCUUCUAAAGACUUUGAAAAGCACUCAAAUCUCCCAAACCCUCAAUCCUUGAAACCAAUAGCCAUGUCGACUGAGAACAAGAAGCUAAUCCUGAAAAGCUCCGACGAAGAGCAAUUUGAGAUUGAUGAGGCUGUUGGUCUAGAAUCGCAGACCAUCAAGCACAUGGUGGAGGACGGCUGCGCCGAUAAUGCGAUCCCCUUGCCCAACGUCACCGGCGCCAUCCUAGCCAAGGUCAUCGAGUACUGCAAGAGGCACGUUGAGGACAAGGAAAGCAAGAACGAAGACAAUAAGAAUGAUCAGGAGGAGUCUCUCAAGAAAUUCGACGCCGAUUUCGUGGACGUCGACCAGGGCGUCCUGUUCGAUCUGAUAUUGGCAGCAAACUAUCUGAACAUCAAGGGGCUGCUGGACUUGACAUGCCAGACUGUGGCAGACAAGAUAAAGGGAAAGACUGUCGAAGAGAUUCGCAAGACUUUCAACAUCAAGAAUGACUUCACUCCUCAGGAAGAAGAGGAGGUUCGAAGGGAGAACGCAUGGGCUUUUGACUGA